AGCCAUAUCACUGUGAUAUCUGUGGUAAUCAUUCUCUCAAAGUUGUAAUCUAAGAAGGCACAGACGUGUUCAUACUGGAGAAAAACCAUAUCAGUGUGAUAUCUGUGGUAAAUCAUUUUCUGAAACAGCACUUUAACUCGUCACAAAUUUAUUCUAUGGGGGAAAAGCCGCAUCAGUGUGAUAUCUGUGGUAAAUCAUUUUCUCGAAGUGCUGACUUACCUAAACACAAACGUACUCAUACAGGAGAGAAACCAUAUCAGUGUGAUAUCUGUGGUAAAUCAUUUUCUCAAAGAUCUGAUUUACCUAGACACAAACUUACUCAUACAGGAGAGAAACCAUAUCAGUGUGAUAUAUGUGGUAAAUCAUUUUCUCGAAGUGCUGAAUUACCUAAACACAAACGUACUCAUACAGGAGAGAAACCAUAUCAGUGUGAUAUCUGUGGUAAAUCAUUUCCUCGAAGAGCUGAUUUACCUAGACACAAACAUACUCAUACAGGAGAGAAACCAUAUCAGUGUGAUAUCUGUGGUAAAUCAUUCUCUGGAACUGCUGAUUUACCUAGACACAAACGUACUCAUACAGGAGACAAACCAUAUCAGUGUGAUAUCUGUGGUAAAUCAUUUUCUGAAAAUAGCACUUUAACUCGUCACAAACGUAUUCAUACUGGGGAAAAGCCAUACCAUUGUGAUAUCUGUGGUGAAUCAUUUUCUAGAAAUUACAAUUUAACUGAUCACAAACUUAUCCAUACAGGAGAGAAGCCAUACCAUUGUGAUAUCUGUGAAUAUAACAUCCUGUUGAUAUGAAAGAAAUUACUUCAUUCAGAUGUGCCUCUGAUAUUCUAUCAGCUCCCAUCAACCAAAGGAAGAUGAUAUAUUUAUAAGGAGCAUUCAUCAAUACAUCAAACCCAUCUUAUAAAGGAAAUCUGUGAAAAACAACAGCAAAAUAUUUCUUCUGGACGAUGGAAUUAACAGCAACAAUUUGAAGUCUUUCCUGUCUGGAAUAUAGAGGAGAUGAUUGUUUUACAGGUUAAUUAAGCUUGGAUAACUUUACAAAGCGGCAGGCAAUUGUCACCUCUUGAUUUAGAUAUUAAGCAAAAUCUCAGAUGAAAGAAGCAUAGCAUUAAAUUAUUCUCUGAAAAUAGCAACAC
Molecule: messenger RNA, 1144 nt
Organism: Octopus sinensis (East Asian common octopus)
Lineage: Eukaryota; Metazoa; Mollusca; Cephalopoda; Octopoda; Octopodidae
Product: zinc finger protein 391-like
Exons: 4
Coding region: 156-800 (214 amino acids)
Biological process (GO): regulation of transcription by RNA polymerase II
Cellular component (GO): PcG protein complex; transcription regulator complex
Molecular function (GO): DNA-binding transcription factor activity, RNA polymerase II-specific; RNA polymerase II cis-regulatory region sequence-specific DNA binding
Source: RefSeq, a predicted model, not a curated record